AUGGAGAUUCCAAGACGAUUUUGUGUAUGCGUCCUAACGCUUUUGGUUAUCUUUCUUCUUUCGCCAACCACCGUUCACUCCAUGAUCCGACAUUACAAAUUCAAUGUGGUGAUGACGAACACCACGAAGCUGUGCUCGUCGAAGCCUAUUGUCACUGUUAAUGGCCAAUUUCCGGGCCCCACCAUUGUUGCAAGAGAAGAUGACACCGUUUUGAUCAAAGUAGUGAAUCACGUCAAAUACAACGUCUCCAUCCAUUGGCACGGUAUAAGGCAAUUGAGGACAGGUUGGGCAGAUGGACCGGCUUACAUAACCCAAUGUCCAAUUCAACCGGGACAAAAUUAUAUUUAUAAUUUUACAUUGACGGGCCAACGAGGAACUCUAUGGUGGCAUGCUCACAUCUUGUGGCUCCGUGCCACGGUGCACGGUGCCAUUGUUAUCUUGCCUAAGCUCGGUGUCACAUACCCUUUCCCCAAGCCUUACAAAGAGAAAACCAUUGUUCUUGGUGAAUGGUGGAAAUCGGACGUGGAACAACUUAUAAACGAUGCUUCAAGAAUUGGAACAGCUCCUAUCGCCUCUGAUGCACAUACCAUCAAUGGUCACUCUGGCCCCAUCUCUAACUGUCCUUCCCAACGUGGUUAUAAUUUACCGGUGAGACCAGGAAAGACAUACAUGCUACGUAUCAUCAACGCAGCGUUAAACGAAGAUCUCUUCUUUAAAAUUGCUGGUCACGAACUAACCGUUGUCGAAGUCGAUGCUGUUUACACCAAACCAUUUAAAACCGACACCGUCCUCAUCGCACCGGGACAGACUACUAACGUUCUCUUAACAGCAAACGCAAACGCUGGUUCCAAAUACAUGGUCGCCGCCACAACGUUUAUGGACGCUCCCAUCUUAUUCGACAACGUCACAGCCACCGCCACUCUCCACUACAUCGGCAACACCACCGUUCCAGCCUCCAAGAAAACAGUCCUCGCAUCGCUUCCGCCGCAAAACGCAACGUGGGUCGCGACCAGAUUCACAAGAUCACUGAGGAGCUUGAACUCCCGCGAGUAUCCGGCUAGGGUUCCAACCACCGUGGAACAUUCUUUGCUCUUCACGGUGGGUCUUGGCGCAAACCCAUGCCGGAGCUGUAUCAACGGUGUUCGUUUAGUUGCCGGAAUAAACAACGUAACGUUUACAAUGCCUAGCACCGCUCUUCUCCAAGCUCAUUUCUUCAACAUUCCUCACGUAUUUACCGACGACUUUCCGGCGAGACCGUUGAAUCCGUAUAAUUAUACUGCACCAGUUACGCAGAGCGUCAAUGCAGCGACGAUGAAAGGUACAAAGCUUUACCGGCUUCCGUACAACGCGACGGUGCAAGUUGUGUUGCAGAACACAGCGAUGGUCUUGUCUGAUAACCAUCCGAUUCAUCUUCACGGGUUCAUUUUUGAGGUUGGUAGAGGUUUGGGAGAUUUUGACCCGGAAAAGGAUCCGAAAGUGUUCAACUUGGUGGAUCCGGUAGAGAGAAAUACCGUUGGAGUUCCAGCCGGUGGUUGGACCGCCAUUAGAUUCCUCGCCGAUAAUCCAGGGGUAUGGUUCAUGCAUUGUCACUUGGAAAUCCAUACAAGUUGGGGAUUAAAGAUGGCAUUCGUCGUCGACAACGGUCACGGCCCUGACCAGUCACUGCUUCCUCCACCCGCCGAUCUUCCCAAAUGUUAG
This is a messenger RNA of Eutrema salsugineum, 1698 nucleotides long. RefSeq names its product laccase-16. NCBI's taxonomy places the organism in Eukaryota, Viridiplantae, Streptophyta, Magnoliopsida, Brassicales, Brassicaceae. Gene Ontology annotation, biological process: lignin catabolic process. Gene Ontology annotation, molecular function: copper ion binding; hydroquinone:oxygen oxidoreductase activity. The record is from RefSeq and is a predicted model, not a curated record. Gene Ontology annotation, cellular component: apoplast.